Molecule: messenger RNA, 8791 nt
Organism: Gadus macrocephalus (Pacific cod)
Lineage: Eukaryota; Metazoa; Chordata; Actinopteri; Gadiformes; Gadidae
Gene: hipk2
Product: homeodomain interacting protein kinase 2
Source: RefSeq, a predicted model, not a curated record
AUGGUUAUCUCUGUUAGCUGGCUGCAAGCAUCUCCGUCCAAGCACACUAGUUACUCUGUGCGGAUGGAGAACGCCGUUCCCAUAGUGACGCAGGCCCCUGGUGCCCAACCUCUACAGCUCCAGCCUGGCUUGCUGACACAGCAGGCCUGGCCCAGUGGCGCCCAGCAGAUCCUGCUGCCCCCAGCCUGGCAGCAGCUCACCCACACCUCGGUCCAGCACGCCACCGUCAUCCCCGAGCCAAUGAGCAGCACGCAGCCUCUGGCCAGCUGGAGGAAUUCCCACACUCACGCUAGCCACUACAACCCCAUCAUGCAGCAGCCGGCCCUAUUGGCCGGCCACGUCACCCUGCCAUCCAAUCAGCCACUCAAUGUGGGAGUGGCUCACGUCAUGAGGCAGCCGUCAACCAAUAACAGCUUGUCCAAAAAGACCAAGCAGCACCAGAUGUCUACAAGGAGCGUGUCGGGCUACGAGGUGUCCUCCUCCCAGCCCGUGCUGUCCCCGCAGCGCUCCAAGCGGGUGAAGGAGAACACGCCGCCGCGCUGCGCCGUGCUCCAGAACAACACCUCCUUCAACUGCCCCGCCCUCUCCACCGUCACCGGCGCCCCCGCCCACCAGUCCUGCCACGGAGGAGGCGGAGGAGGUGGAGGAGGAGGAGGAGGAGGAGGAGGAGGAGGCUGGGGGUCCAGUGGCGGCCAAGCGGAACAGGCUUCCAGCACCACCUGCGAUCACCACCACCACCAGCAGCACCACCAACAUCAGCAGCAGCAGCAGCAGCAGCAGCAGCAGCAGCAGCAGCAACACCACCACCACCACCACCACCACCAGCAGCAGCAGCAGCAGCACCACCACCACCACGUCCCACGACAGACCAUCAUCAUCCCUGACACGCCCAGCCCGGCCGUCAGCAUCAUCACCAUCAGCAGCGACACGGACGACGAGGAAGAACACAAGCAGAGCAACAACAACUUACCGUCGAAGCACAGGAAGAACGUGAUCAGCUGCGUGACGGUGCACGACUCGCCCGACUCGGACUGCUCCAGCAACAACAGCCCAUACGCCAUGGAAACCAGGUUGGCCAACAACAACAACAACAACGGCUACGACAGCAAAAGCACCGUGCUGGACAACUACAACAACAUGAACUCUCGCACCAUCAUCGUCCCCCCCCUGAAGACUCAAGGCAGUGAGCUGCUGAGCGAGUGCGAUCGCCUCAUGCCAGAAGCAAUUAAUCAUCAGAACUACAAGUUCAAGUCCUCCAACGGGGGGGUGUCCGGAAACGGCCACUUACCGGGGGGCGUGGUGGGCUCCUACCGGCAUCAGCGCUCCGGGCCGCACCCCUUUCAGCAGCAGCCCCUGAACCUCAGCCAGGCCCAGCAGCACAUGGCGGCGGAGCGAGGCGCGGGCCACCGGCGCCAGCAGGCCUACAUCGCCCCCACCAUCGCCGCGCAGGCGCCCUACUCCUUCCACCACGGCAGCCCCUCCUCCCACACGGGCAACCUCCACCCCCACCCCCACCCCCACCCCCACCCCCACCCCCACCCCCACCUGACGGCCGCCCACCUGCCCGGCCAGCCCCAGCUGUACGCCUACACCACCGGGCCGCCGGCGGGCGCGCUGGGCUCCAGCGGCGCCACCACCAUGGCCCACCUGGUGGCCUCCCAGGGCUCGGCGCGCCACGCCGCGCAGCACGGCAGCUACCCGCCCGCCAUCGUGCACCAGGUGCCCGUCAGCAUGGGCCACGGCGUGCUGCCGUCGCCCGCGCUGCAGCACCACCACCACCACGCCGGCCAGUACCAGGUGCAGCCCUUCGCCCACCACCACCACCACCACCACCACCACCCGGCCUACAUCAGCGCCUCGCCGGCCUCCACCGCCACCCUGUACACUGGAUACCCGCUGAGCCCCGCCAAGGUCAACCAGUACCCUUACCUCUAGAGGGGCCAAGCCCGCCGUCGGGACCUCUGUGGACCACACUGGAGAGGGAGACCCGCCCCCUGCAGCAGCAGCAACCACUGCUGCUGCUGCUGCUGCUGCUGCUGCUGCUGCUGCUGACUACACCCACCUACUCCAACCCGCACCUCCAGCAACCCCCCUCACCCCCCUCACCCCUCUCACCCCCCUCCGAUUUCACUCCCCCAACCCUCGGGAGUCUACUCCCGCCCUGUUGACCCCCCCCCCUCCCCCAGGAACUGUAGAGGCAGAGAAGGAGAAGGAGGCAAAAGAAGUCCGAUGGGAAUCUGACAAAGUCGUUUAAACUUGAAAGCGGAGAGCGAGAGAGAACCGAAUGAGAAGGGAGAGGGUUGGGUAGGAUUGUAGAGGGGUACGUUACAUUUCCCCCCCCUCCCCCGCCCCCUGUUUAUAAUCCUUGUUUGCAAAAAGGGCCAGUUCAAGUCUAUUAUUUUGAUUUCAAUAUUUUACCUUUGAACGAUUCUGUGACUGGUUUCACGAUGGAGUCCCUUCGACAGGCCUGCUUAGACGGAGGAUUUCUUCCUCAAAGAGACGUUGCUUUGGUUUUAUUGCCUCCCCCCACCCCCUGCCCCCUCUCCCCUUCUGGUCUGGGACGUGACAGUGGAACAGGGAUAGCUCUCUCUGGGUGUGUCGAAUAUCCCAAAUACGGAGAGAAAGUGAAAUAAGAAGAAAAAAAACCUGCUGCUCUUUUAAGAAAAAAAUAUAUAUUGAUGGCCUUUAAUUGUCUUAACUAUUUCCAAAUCAUUCACAGUGUGUCUGGGAGAGGGCCCUUCCCCAGCUCACUCCAUCUUCUCAACUAACUCGAGGAGGACUCUGGAAAUAUAACCACCAGAAGACAACAAACUUUCUAGUGUAUUUAUAGAUAUUUUUUGUUCCUUACCUUCUUGUAUGUUUCACCUUUUACGAUACGAUAAACUCUGUUUUAGCUAGGUGUCUUAGCUGGGCCCCUGUUCUUAGAAUGUAGCAGUCUGCACCAACUUGUUUUUAUGGGGAAACCUUUGGUUUUAUUUUUUUCCCCCCUCCCUGAUACCAAUAGACUUAUUCGACUCUCCUCCGAUUAAUUUCUUCUUUUUUCAAUGUGAUUGCACAAAAGUGGUUAUAUAAUAACAUAGGCAUGUACAACGUGAUUGUCUGUGUGUGUGUGUGUGUGUGUGUGUGUGUGCGUGUGUGUGAGUGUGCGCGCGUGCCUGCGUGUGGCUGUGUGUAAGCGCUACUGUCAGCCAUGUUGAGUAGAUGGAAAAGCCCUGCAUUGUACAUUGUCCUUUAGCUUCUUCAGCCGUCCUUCCCUAUAGUAGUGCCUUACAGAUAUAAUGACACAGUUUACCUGGCUCUGAUCCCCCCCCCCCCCCCCCCCCCCCCAGAGCCACUGGAGACCCUAAGGGCGCUUCAAGCGAGGAGUGCUUCCCUGGUCUGACAUCCCCCCAGUUUUGGCAGUUGUAGCUUCCUUCCAGGUGUAGACUCUACCCGGUUGUUUUAGCGUUUUGUGUUUCCCAUUGACAGCGUACUAUAAAGUGAUGAUGAUGAUGUUGACACUUAAUGUCAGAGAGUCGAUAUGAUUAAAAACUGAGCUAAUUUUAUGACGCGUGCAUGAGAUAACCUUGCUUGGGGUACUUAACCAAAGUCGUUACAUAAAUUAUGGUCACAUGUUGUCGUUUUGUUUCGGUUUUUCGGGAUAUAAAUGUAAAUAAUGAAAUGUAUAGUGUAACUGUGACCUCUACCACCGUGGCACCCGAAAUGUGGCUUUACUUUUAAGAUCACUUGGUGUAUUUUUUACCACAGAAGAAGAAGGAAAUUCAUAAGCAGCAGGGACUCCAGAGUUGGAAAGUAGUGUGAGGUGGUAUAUCGUAUACUGGGCAACUCCAUUUGAACAAACCAAUGUAAAGUGACAUCGGAUCGGCUUGGAUACAUAGCGCAGCCUCGGUGUUGACAUUAUAUCAAGCUCGAGACUACACAGAAGUCGUCUCGUCGAGCUAGGUCAGGCUAAAAGGACCUGAAAGAGAGUGUUUGUUUCCAUGGCGGCGACCCUGCAAGGCCAAUGUGAGGGCUGACAGAGAACGAGUGAGAGAGAGAGGGAGAGAGGGCCGGGUUGCUAUAGACUGAGAGAGAGAGAGAGAGAGAGAGAGAGACUAGAGGACAGAGGGCUGCAGGAGACAGAUAGUGUGUAGGCACAAGCUCUAAGGGGCGGGCCUAAGAAAGCAUAAGGGUUGGUUGGGGUAGGAUAGGUGGAGGAGGAGGAAUCCCUUAUCUUAAAUGGAAGGAAAAGAGGUGAGCAUGUUGGCACUGAGCAGGUUGAUAGUAACAAGGAACCCUUAGGUGAUCUUUCGUAGGAGGCCACUGCAUGAACACACACAAACACACAAUGUACGUGCACACGCACACAACCACACCCACACACACACACACACACACACACACUAUACCUAUAACUCUGGACAGGAGUGUUUUUAAUUAUCGUUGUUGUUACUGCUGUUGUCGUUGAUGUUUUUCUGGCAAAGAUACACGCAAGUUAUUUGUCUUGUUGUGCUCUGAGAAGUCAUGGUAUGGCGAGAUGUGUUGUCAUCUCAUAUAAACGACCAGAAGAGGACAUGUGGAAAACACACACACACACACACACACACACACCCUGGAAGAGCCUCUCUUGGACCUGGGCUUGGUCCGCCGCCGCCGCCGCCGCCGCCGCCGCCGCGUGUGUGUCUGUGAGCCGAGGUACAGACCCCUCGGGGGCACAACGUAACACGCAGAACUAUACCCUACGGGGCUGGCGCUCCAUGUGACCCGCUGCUUUAUUUAACGGAUGUUCUCUCUAUUAGCCACUGACGGGAUUAGUAUUCAUUAUCGAACAACGUUAUUUUGUCCUCGUGAAAUGAAUGUGCUCAUCUCAACUGCCAGUGGUUUAUUAAACAAGCCUUCCCCUUUUCCCCUUUCCCUUCAUAGUUCUGGCAUUUAAAGUUGUUUUUGGAUUUUUCUUUGUUAUUUUGUUCUCGCGUUACGAUUAACUUUUGACAUGGUUGUAGGUUUUGUUGUGUUAAUUAUUAUUAGAGAUUGUUGCAAUAAUUGUUGUGGCUGUUCUAUCAGUGCGUGUAUGUGUGUGCGCGUGUGUGCGUGAGUUUAUAUAUUUUUCUUUUUUUAUAUCAUUAUUAUGAAUCGAUGUCCUGCUCAUUUCAUUUCUUGAUUUAUAACCUUGGGGUGGAUGUAGAGUAAUAUUUCGACCCAGGUGGGGGCACCAGUAUCAAAGCACUGCUGACCGUGCUAACUGUUAAGGUGAAGAUAAUCCAAAGGAGUCGUUAGCGAUCAGCCUCAAUGUGUGCCCACUGCCCAAGCUCCAAACCAACAUUUAAGUGACUACUGGUGGAAGUCAGUGGGCUCUCUUGUCCUCGGUACUGAUUGCUCCCCCCUCCCCCUCCCCUCGCCGGUGGUCCGCAGUGGCCAACAGGGGAUCCUGGCAGUCCAAGAUGUGAUGUUGUGAUGCAGAAUGGUUUUUUUUCUUUCACAUUCUUGUCCGUGUCGAUGUUUUUGUUCCUAUGCUUAUUGUUUUGUCUAGCCCUCAGCCCAUUGGGGCGUAAGUACGCACGUACGAGAGAUUUCUGUUUUUUUCAUUUUUUUCAUUGAAUUCUUUGGUUCCUCAGUUCUGGGGAAGACUACUGAAACAUUCCACUGUUUGAUGAAAUCUGGCGUUCGUCCUCCAUCUUUUACACUGCUGCAGCGUUACCACGGGGCGACCCUGUCCUGUCUCAGAAUCCUCCCACCAAAGACUCCACACACACACACACACACACACACACACACACACACACACACACACACACACACACACACACACACACACACACACACACACACACACACACACACACACACACACACACACACACACACACACACAACUCUGUACAUCUCAGCAAAGUACAAGCAAUCCUCCACAGCGUCUCCACAAAGUAGUCUGGCAAUAAUUCUGGUUUCUUUCCUUUAACUCUUUUAAUAAGACUUUUCUUUAAAAGUGCUUUUAGGGAUGUUUUUUUUAGUCAGUUUUAGCCCCGUUGAAUGUAUAUGCAGAAUUGUGUGUGUGUGUGUGUGUGUGUGUGUGUGUGUGUGUGUGUGUGUGUGUGUGUGUGUGUGUGUGUGUGUGUGUGUGUGUGUGUGUGUGUGUGUGUUUGUGUGCAAAGGAGAGAUUUACCAUGCAAAACGCACACUGCAUUCAUUGAGUUAGUUUCUGUAAAUACAAGCAACAACUGCUGCAGCCAAGCGUUCUCUAUGAAUAGUGUUACUCCUAUUAUGUGUUCCCGCAUUGACUCACGACAAUAGGUAGCUAUUAGUUUAUCUGUUCCCUUAAUAUCUUAACUUCUCCUCAAAAGGUUUUAUGUGUAUUUUUUGUUUUAGUCUUUGAUGUCGUAGCUUUAUCAAUAUUUCAACAAAAUGUAAUUUGUAUAAAAAAAGCGGAUGUAUUGGGUUAGUGUGCCAUGGAAUGGAAUGAUAUGUAAAUUUAAUUUAAUCAAAAAUAUACCAAUUAUACCUUUAAAAUCAUGGUCACGUGCACAAAAUGAAUGUAAUGUGUGACCUGUGACAUUGAACAUGCUUUACAGCUCUUUCAGCAGGUGAAUAUUUAAUUUAAAGACUGAAUUUAUGUAACUGUCAACUGUCACCAAUGCAUGAUGCACUAAUUCUACAGUAACUAUAUUGCAUAAUUAUUUAGCAGCAUAAUUCACCCUUGAGAGAGUAUAUUUCUGUUCCUUGUUUUCUAAUUUGAACAAGAAACAAAGACUAUUUGGAAAAUACAAAACCAAGAUGCAGCAAUCGAGAUUCACAUGAGUUUUACAUGAAACCAUGAUUUUAAUUUUGUGAAAAAAGACAAAUUGGAAGUGUGACUUUGGAGUACCAAAAUGUACAAAGUGUGAAUGCUGCAUUUGGCCAUUUUAAUUCAAGAGUACUGCAAUCCAAACAACUAAGAAUCCCUUCUAACUUUGAGGUGUGGUUUAAAUUAGUCAAAGCUAUGUGCGGCUCAGUCUCUCUCAGCCUUUCACAUCUUUUUUUUUUACCCACUGUUCUUUAAACGAAAAUACUUCACACAAAAGGUGUCAAUUUCCAACUCUGUCCACAAUGUUGUUUGUGAGUAAUGAUGCUCUUUGAACUCUGAAAUAAUUGCAAAACAUUCCUCAAGGCAUACCACCCUUAUUGCUAGCUCCAUUGGUAUUCUCCUGCCAAACUCCUGAAGUAGUGACUUGAAGUGCUGGAAGAAGUGAAUAGGGGUGAAUCACUUAACACACAAAACACACAACACACACACACACACACACACACACACACACACACACACACACACACACACGCACACAAAGAACUGUUUCACCUUGCAAUCGUCUGAUAAAAUGUCAAGCCGCUGCCAAAAGUAAUAAGGAGGUAAUGAAAUGUGUUGGCUGGAGUUAACAUGAGCUGAUGGACUCUUUCCUUUCUUUAAUCUCCAUUACGUACAAUCUGAUGACAUAGACAUUCUAUCACAAAAACACAUAUGAGAGGAACAUUCUUCCUAAUUUUGAAUCUCGAUGUGGAGAUUUGCUCCUUUGCUGGCUGUUCCUUAAGUGGGAUUCAGGGUACGGUGGUCAAGGUUUGAUGCCAUCACUGUGAAACGGUGUUACACAUUGUUGUUAUUACUAGAAGUGAUUCAAAUUGCUUUGUGGUCAUAACCAUUUUAACUGCAUCAGAUUAUAUUUCUUCCAAAUUUCUUUAAUGUUAAGUCCCUAGUCCAACACUUUGCUACUUACAGAUCAAAACAACACCAUUCCAAGACAAAUACGUUUGUAAUAUUUAAUGGUAGAAUCUGGAGUCAGCACCCAAGACUACUUUCAAAUUUAGGUAUAACAUUUUUACAAUGUGAAAAAUAUUUUUUUAUUACGAUAAAGCCUGGUGUGUAGAGUUUCAAUUGUAAAAGAGUCAUUUCUCCCAUUUGUCUUGAAUUACAUUCUAUUAUGCCAUUCUCAUUUUUAUGUCAACACUACAAUUAACUACUGUGUUGGCCGUAUGCUUGUACUUUACACACAUGUUCAUAUAUUCUUAUGAAUCUCACUCAGACCAUAGUUUCCAUUGUAAGACCUAAACCUGCAUCAGACCCUGACCCCCUGUUGUGUCCAUUGCCGUUUGCUGGAGCGACGGAUCACAUUUCUUUGUUGAUAAAGCCAAUGUGUGCUGUAUUUCCUGCUAAACCUUUUGUUCCGUUACUCUCCUCCUUUUCUUUUCUUUAUUGGGGUGUGUGAUGUCUUAUUAUUUCAAUCUGUUACCGUAGCGAUCUAUGUAUACCCUAUUCCUUAGCCUAAUAUUAUUAACUAUGUUAUGAGAAUGGAUAUUUUACUGGCUUUAUAGAAUGUUUAAAUAAUUAUAAUAAUGACAAUAAGAAGAGUGAUUAAGUAAAACAAAAACUCCUAACAAUAUUGAGUACAUGCUUCUCAGCGCUUGUGUUUCCAUUAUGAUGUUGUGUGCUUCUCUUAAUCAUUUUCGUUGUAGAAAAAUGGAGUGAAUUUAUAUUAGGCUUCAAAAAUCUAACGAUAGCUUUGUAAAACUACGGGAGGAUUUUAACAGACAAACAACCUUCGUCAAAUAGAAGAAUAUAGUUAUUUUAAUUGUCCUCUUUACUAACUGUAGGAUGAGAGGGUCUCGCUUUGUGGUGAACUAUGUUAUAGCUUGUUAUUCACUGUUACUUUUGAUCAUUUUUUCGGUCUCCGAGGUGAAUCGAGUUAUUAAUGAGAAUUUGUAUGAUCACAUAUGCAUAUUGUAUAUGUGUAGAAAUGUAAUCACACUUUGUCUUGGAUUUACAUUAAACUGUUAAGUCACGGCA